Molecule: messenger RNA, 225 nt
Organism: Knipowitschia caucasica
Lineage: Eukaryota; Metazoa; Chordata; Actinopteri; Gobiiformes; Gobiidae
Source: the annotation of a GenBank genome assembly
AUGGGCCUGGCAGCAGGGAGGGGGGGGGGGGGGGGGAGGGAGACGGCGGCUCGUUACCCGGGGAGAGGCGGGGGUGGAGGGAGAGGAGGGGGGUGGGGCGGGUGGAGGGGGCUCUUCCUGCCUCUCGCCCCCUCCGCUCACCCACGUCCAGCCCAGCUACUCUAUCCCAGCGUGGAGCCUCUCUCGGGGGUCAGCUCUGUGGAGGGGGGAGAGAGGGAGGAGUGA